Messenger RNA from Telopea speciosissima, 1431 nucleotides. Its product is annotated as methyl-CpG-binding domain-containing protein 11-like. Gene Ontology annotation, molecular function: DNA binding. The transcript has 2 exons. Bases 58 to 1140 code for a protein of 360 amino acids. The record is from RefSeq and is a predicted model, not a curated record. NCBI's taxonomy places the organism in Eukaryota, Viridiplantae, Streptophyta, Magnoliopsida, Proteales, Proteaceae.
GUCUCCUUUUGUUUUGUUUUCACUUCUUCUUAUUGGACUUGUUUUAAAUCCCUCAUAAUGGAAAGCACAGUCGACAAGGAAACUCAGACGGGAGGCAAGGACGAAGUCGUCUCAGUAGAACUCCCAGCUCCUCCUGGUUGGACUAAAAAGUUUAUGCCCAGGAGAGGAGGGACACCAAGGAAGAAUGAGAUCAUUUUCAUUUCUCCAACCGGGGUGGAGGUCAGUAAUAGAAAACAGCUGGAACAAUACCUCAAGUCACACCCUGGUGGUCCUGCAUUAUCCGAGUUUGAUUGGGGGACUGGUGAAACGCCAAGGAGAUCUGCAAGAAUCAGCGAGAGGGCCAAGACAGCUCCUGCGCCAGAACCUGAACCUCCAAAGAAACGGAGCAGGAAAUCAUCUGCAGGGUCGAAGAAAGAAACUAAAGAGACAGAAGUUGCUCCUGAAGACACAGAAGAGAACAAAGAAGAUAACAAAGAAGUUAACACACAAGAUGCUGAAAUGGCUGAAAAGAACAAUACUGAAACAAAGAAAGAGGAUGCUAUUGCCAAGGAAAAUCAAGGUGUGAAUGAAGACAAAACAAAUGAGGAUAAAGACCCAACCAAAACAGAAGGAGCUGCAUCGGUACGAGCCCCAGUUGAGAAAAUGGAAAUUGAAAAUGACACUGAGGUAACCAAUAUGGAUAAUACAGGAACAGAAGCUGAGUCCGCCAAAAGGGUCCAUGAAAGGAAGGAAGUUAAAUUGUCAGAUGCACAGUUGACUGUCAUGGAUGAUGCUAAAAGAGAAGUUAAAAUGGAGGAAAAGGCAGAAGCUGAGAAAAAUGAUGGACCGAAUCACGAGGAGCAAGAGAAACCAGAGACGGUUGUUUCCAAUGAAUUGAGCAGUGUAGAGAUGGGAGAUAAAGAGAAACUCAGCAGAAGUGCAGCUGAAACCAUGGAAGAGACAAGGGAGAAACAAGCAGCAAACGGAAACAAUGAGGAACAUACUUCGACAGUUGAAGAGAAAGGCAAGAAAAUGGAGGGGGAAGUGAAGAAGAAUGGCAGCCGCAAUGGUGAUGCUGGUGAGUCCAAGCCUCGAGAGGUUAAUCAAAUGGGGCGAGUUGAUGCCCCGCAGCCUCCUGCCCCCUCUGCAGUGAGCUGUUGAAUGUAUUCUCCCUUUAUUCUCUUAUAGCCUCUUACAAUGCCCUUAUCUUGGGUUAUUUGGGUGACUGUAAUAUUAAAUGUUUGUCGCCAGAUCUGAUUUAUACUUUGUAGCUUGGUAGAGUAGGACUUUGAUGCAGGAAGUACUAUUGCAUUUAGCUGAUGUUGAUUGUACCUUGUAGUGAUCUCUGUAGCAGUAAUCUUAUAGUCUCUUGACACUGCUGAGAUGUUCUAUUAUUAUUGUGUAUCCAGUUAAUCGCAUGGCCCCUUGUAGCCUUAUGUCUUCAGGUGGUUU